AUGCGGAGGCGGGGCCGGGUGGGGAAAGAUAAAGUAGGAGGAGCCUGGACCUGCCUGCUCCAGGCUGAGCUGGUAAAUUAUGAGCGAGUCAAGGAGUAUUGCCUCAAGGUCCUGAAGAAGGAAGGAGAGAACUUCAAGGCCCUUUACAGAUCUGGCGUGGCCUUCUAUCAUCUUGGGGACUAUGACAAAGCUCUCUACUACCUAAAAGAAGCAAGGACCCGACAACCAACAGACACCAAUGUGAUUCGGUACAUCCAGCUGACGGAGAUGAAGCUCAGCAGAUGUUUGCAAAGAGAGAAAGAAGCCGUGUAA
Molecule: messenger RNA, 312 nt
Organism: Cricetulus griseus (Chinese hamster)
Lineage: Eukaryota; Metazoa; Chordata; Mammalia; Rodentia; Cricetidae
Source: RefSeq, a predicted model, not a curated record